Thlaspi arvense is the source of this 1455-nucleotide messenger RNA. The record is from the annotation of a GenBank genome assembly. Lineage: Eukaryota; Viridiplantae; Streptophyta; Magnoliopsida; Brassicales; Brassicaceae.
UAAAUUUGAAGUAUCUCUUGGAUAUAUCUUAACUAUUAAAUGACAAACAUAUUUACUAAAAAAAUGCUUAUGUGUCACUAGAAAUGUGGCCUAUAUUUUUGGAUUCAGAAAAGGAAAUUUUUGAUAAAUGUUCAUCAAAUUCAUCUAACCAUCGAGACAAAUCUGAAAGAAAAUUGGUUCUCUCAUUGGCGAAAUCCAAGAAAGCUCACAAUCAAUCUCCCUAUCUAGUUGCACUCCCAUCGAAUUGUCUAAUAACGAGAGAGAGGGGCAUACAAGAAUUACCUCCCCUUCAAGAGGAUUAUCGUGUGAUGAACCCUUCGAUCGGCCGUCUAUUGCUGAGAAGACUGGUUCUGCAGAUCGGAAGGCCUCACUAUCGACACAGAUCUGAGCUUGAGAUUACCGUGGUAUGGCGAGUUCGGAGGUUUUGAUGAAUGGAUAUCGUGGAGGAGAAAACUUUCCCUCCGCCAGUUACAGUGACCCAAAGGAUUACAAAACUGUUUCCGCCGCCAGAGAGGGAUACCGUGGCGGAUACCGACAGAGUGUAUGCGCAGAUUACUCUUCUUCCAGAACCUAUUACAGUGUGAACGUUGCUACAUCUCAUCCGCUGAUAUCAGGCACCUUAGCUCUUCGGGUUGGGAUUUUUGCUCUGAAAAAGACGAGAAGAUUUGUGUAUUACAAUACUUUACGCAUGUUCUUAAGGGAAGAGGCUUUGCUUUCUAGAGCAGAUCUUAAAGUAAAAGAGUUACGACAAUCAAUGGACCGUCUUAUAGCCGAAGGCCAAAAGUUAGAGAUUUUCAAACAUUUUAGCUCUCUGGAUGUUGAGGAUGUGACAGAUGUGAAAUCUGGAUACUCGAUCACUUUUCACUUCAGCCCCAACCCCUAUUUUGAGGAUGGAAAACUAACGAAGAUUUAUAACUUCCUCGAAGAAGGGACUACCAAAAUCACAACCACGUCUAUCCAAUGGAAAGAGGGCAAGAGCUUGCCAAAUGGAGUGAAUCACGAGAAGAAAGGAAACAAACGUGCAUUGCCUGAAGAGAGUUUCUUUACCUGGUUUCGCGAUGCUCAACACAAGGAGGACAAUGAGGAGGAGAUUCAAGACGAGGUCGCUGAUGAAGAGGAUUUUGAGGGAGAUGAUGGAAAUGAGAGGAAAGAAGGCAACUCUGAUGAAGAUGAUAAUGACGAAGAAGAGGAAGAUGGUGAGGAAUGAUGGGAAGGGUUCACCAGAAACCACAUAUGCUUGCAUGUCACUCUUCUAUAACAAAAUGUGUGAAAGUUUGUGUGUUGAAAGGUUUUUGAUUUUAAGCAAAAGUGGCUUAUGACAACAACAGACAAAGACAAGCUUUCCACCUUUGGGGAAAAUACAUUUUAGUUAUGUUACCGUAAUAGCUACCAUCUUUGUUCGUAUAAUAUCGUUUUCAGCCUUUGUUACAGAAUUCUGCUUAAAUGGUUUUUGAG